AUGGCUAGAGAGAUUACCGAUAUCAAACAAUUUUUGGAAUUGACCAGAAGAGCCGACGUCAAGACCGCUACCGUUAAGGUCAACAAGAAGGUCAACAAGGCUGGUAAAUCUUUCAGACAGACCAAAUUCAAGGUCAGAGGUUCCAGAAACUUGUACACUCUAGUGGUUAACGAUGCUGGUAAGGCCAAGAAAUUGAUUCAAUCCAUGCCACCAACUUUGAAAGUUAACAGAUUGUAA
Messenger RNA from Torulaspora delbrueckii, 237 nucleotides. RefSeq names its product 60S ribosomal protein eL38 (gene RPL38). Gene Ontology annotation, molecular function: structural constituent of ribosome. Lineage: Eukaryota; Fungi; Ascomycota; Saccharomycetes; Saccharomycetales; Saccharomycetaceae. Gene Ontology annotation, biological process: translation; protein-RNA complex assembly. The transcript has a single exon. The record is from RefSeq and is a predicted model, not a curated record. Gene Ontology annotation, cellular component: cytosolic large ribosomal subunit; ribosome. Bases 1 to 237 code for a protein of 78 amino acids.